CACCCCGUUGCCAGGGCGUCGGGCGGCCCAGAGCCGGCAAAGUCGGCCUGGAGAGGAGGCGUGGUGUCCCGCGGCCGGCUGGGACUUCGCGGAGCCGGGCCUGCGGGACUACAGGAUGGGCUGAGUCGGCGGCGGCUCUCAGGACGAGGUGGACAGCCCGGCCGGAGGCGUGACCCGGGUUGUGGCUGUUUAGGCUGUGGGCUUCAGGAGAGGGCGGGCCGCGUGGGCAAAUGCGGUACCGAGGUGGGGAUGUAGCCGGUCACAAGAAACCCGCAGUGUUUGUUAGAGGGACUUUUUAACCUGCCUUCCUUCGUCUUUGCUGUUUUUUGAAAAGGGAACUUGUUUUCUAAAUCCCAUAUUCUAAAAUGAUUCCUGAAUUAAGCGCGAAUCAGACCUCCCUUAGUCCCAAAAUGCUAGAUUAAUGCAGGACACCCAUGUGUUGUGGUGAAAGUUGGAACUUCUCCGACAACCUAAGAGUUCCCACGAACAGGCUGUGCUGUAGCCAGCUCUCCUAGAUUUUGUUCUUAUAUUUGAAAGUAGGGGGUUAUCGACUCUAUACAUUAUCCAGCUUGAAAAUUUAAAGCAUGAACUUAUAACAUUUUCCUUAUUUCUGUGAAGCAGAAGCCCGGCUUGAAAAUGGAGAUGUAUGAAACUCUUGGAAAAGUGGGAGAGGGAAGUUAUGGAACGGUCAUGAAAUGCAAACAUAAGGAUACUGGGCGGAUAGUGGCCAUUAAGAUAUUCUAUGAGAAACCAGAAAAAUCUGUCAACAAAAUUGCAACGAGAGAAAUAAAGUUUCUAAAGCAAUUUCGGCAUGAAAACCUGGUCAAUCUGAUUGAAGUUUUUAGACAAAAAAAGAAAAUUCAUUUGGUAUUUGAAUUUAUUGACCACACAGUCUUAGAUGAGUUGCAACAUUACUGUCACGGACUAGAGAGUAAGCGACUGAGAAAGUACCUGUUCCAGAUUCUUCGAGCGAUUGAGUAUCUUCACAAUAAUAAUAUUAUCCAUCGAGAUAUAAAGCCUGAGAAUAUUUUAGUCUCCCAGUCAGGGAUUACUAAACUCUGUGAUUUUGGGUUUGCAAGGACAUUAGCAGCUCCUGGGGAUGUCUACACAGACUAUGUGGCCACUCGCUGGUACAGAGCUCCAGAACUGGUGUUAAAAGAUACCUCUUACGGAAAACCAGUAGACAUCUGGGCUUUGGGCUGUAUGAUCAUUGAGAUGGCCACUGGCAAUCCCUACCUUCCUAGCAGUUCAGAUUUGGAUUUGCUCCACAAGAUUGUUUUAAAAGCUUGUUUACAAAUUGACCCUGCGGAGAGGAUAUCGUCUACUGAUCUUUUGCGUCACGAUUACUUUACUAGAGAUGGAUUUAUUGAGAAAUUUAUACCAGAGCUGAGAGCUAAAUUAUUACAAGAAGCAAAGGUUAAUUCCUUCAUAAAGCCAAGAGAGAAUUUUAAAGAAAAUGAACCUGUGAGAGACGAACGGAAACCAGCUUUUACCAACACGCUGCUUUAUGCAAAGGAAACGGACAAAGACAGAAGACCCAAGGAGGUCAAAGUCAGAGUUCUUAAGGCCAAAGGAGGGAAAGGCGAUGUCCCAGACCUGAAAAAGAUAGAGUGUGAAGGUGAACACCGCCAGCAGGGCCCAGCCGAUGACAUGCACGCCUUGUCUCAGGAUAGAAAGCCCGCCAUUGCUGAAGUGCCAAACCCUGUCAAUCCCAGCAUGCACCCUGAUGGUGUCAAAGAAGACCCAUAUGCUGGAGGUUGUAUGAUAAUGCCACCCAUCAACCUGACAAGCAGUAAUUUGAUGGCUGCAAAUCUCAAUGCAAACCUCUCCCACCCUAAUUCACGGUUAACUGAAAGAGCAAAAAAGAGACGCACUUCUUCACAAACCAUUGGACAGACUUUGUCUAAUAGCAGACAGGAGGACACAGGUCCCACGCAAAGCCAAGCAGAGAAAGGUGUAUUUAACGACCGAACAAGUCAGAGUGACCAAAUGGCAAGUGGAAACAAAAGAAAGCUGAAUUUUCCCAGAUGCGACAGGAAAGAAUUCCAUUUCCCUGAACUGCCAUUCACAAUACAGGCGAAGGAAACGAAAGGAAUGGAAGUUAAACAGGUGAAAGUGCUGAAGAGAGAGGCAAAGAAAACAGAUUCACCUAAAAUACCAACUUUACUCACUGCGGACCCAAAUCAAGAACAACAAGAGGGUUCCUCCGUUUACAACAUCUUUCCUGGCUGGUACAAGAAAGGCAACCUCCACUGGCCAUCCUGACCUCCCACUCGGUCAUCCCCCAUGCUCUGCUGGGGUCUUUCCUACUCUAAAGGUAGAAUCUGACCCAUCCCACCUAAGAGGGCUCAGGACUUUUACCCAUUAGAGCACAGCAAGAUUGACACUAAGCUCUGAGAUGUGGUCAUAAAGAACGAUACAGCCUCUGGCUUGUUGACUGGAAUGCUUUGAUCCGCAUAAAACAUAAUCAAACACAAAGUCUGAGU
Molecule: messenger RNA, 2486 nt
Organism: Microtus oregoni (creeping vole)
Lineage: Eukaryota; Metazoa; Chordata; Mammalia; Rodentia; Cricetidae
Gene: Cdkl3
Product: cyclin dependent kinase like 3
Exons: 11
Coding region: 637-2265 (542 amino acids)
Biological process (GO): negative regulation of axon extension; protein phosphorylation; positive regulation of dendrite morphogenesis
Cellular component (GO): nucleus
Molecular function (GO): ATP binding; cyclin-dependent protein serine/threonine kinase activity
Source: RefSeq, a predicted model, not a curated record